Osmerus eperlanus (European smelt) is the source of this 712-nucleotide messenger RNA. RefSeq names its product glycoprotein hormones, alpha polypeptide (gene cga). Gene Ontology annotation, cellular component: extracellular region; follicle-stimulating hormone complex. Lineage: Eukaryota; Metazoa; Chordata; Actinopteri; Osmeriformes; Osmeridae. Bases 114 to 476 code for a protein of 120 amino acids. The record is from RefSeq and is a predicted model, not a curated record. The transcript is spliced from 4 exons. Gene Ontology annotation, biological process: thyroid hormone generation; positive regulation of steroid biosynthetic process. Gene Ontology annotation, molecular function: follicle-stimulating hormone activity.
GGAACACUGAUAUAAAAAUGCAUGGAUGAACCCAAUGUGUUCACUAAAUUGGCUCCCACAACAGCACAAAGGAAGUGUCUGUCUGUUUGUUUUCUCAGGUUAUCUCUGCGACCAUGUUGUUCUCAUUGAAAUCAACUGGAGUGUCUCUUCUCAUACUGACAGCACUACUUUACAUUGCAGAUUCCUACCCUAACGGUGACAUGGCACACAUUGGCUGUGAGGAAUGCAAAUUAAAGAAGAACACUGCGUUUUCACGUGCUGAUGCCCCAAUCUUUCAGUGUGUGGGCUGUUGCUUCUCCAGAGCUUACCCAACACCCCUCAGGUCCAAGAAGGCCAUGCUAGUCCCAAAGAACAUCACAUCUGAAGCUACAUGCUGUGUCGCAAAAGAGGGCAAACCGGUGAUCAUAGAAAAUGUCAUUCUGAGGAACCACACAGAGUGUCACUGCAGCACUUGCUAUUAUCACAAGUCACCAUAAGCAUGAGGGAAAAUUGGGGAUGUCCUCAUCGUAGCUUGGCGACAUCAGUUGUCUUUAUGACACAAAGACAACAAUUAUUUUACCCUCAGUGUGCUGACAAUAUUUAAAACACUCUAAUAUGUAGCCUAGUUCUUGUGAUAUAAAGUGAUUGUUUGUGACUGAUAAAUUGUAUUGUGUUGAUAAAAUCAGUGUAGACUGCGCUAUGUGAAAUAAAAACAUAAUCCAACUCAAACUAA